AUGCCGUUUCUGAGUAGCACCGCUUCAUCAGCCUCAAACUUCUUUACGCUGCCAUUCAGAAAAAAGAAACAAAGGUGAGCGAGAGAAAGAGAAUGUUCGUUUGUUCAUUGCAUUGCAUUGCAUUGGCAGUCAGUCCGUCGUUCUGGUUUAUUGUGUUGUGUUACAAUAAUCUGUUUUUGUGUCAAUGUCUGGCUUCGUUAUCUUCCACUCCAUUAAAACGCGUUCCUCCAGGUACACUAUCAACCCGCCGGAGGAAUCAUACAAUGUCAUCUAUCUGGGAAAUGUACUUACGAUCAUGGCUCGCGGCGACAAUUGCUACGAGAAACCGCUGUCUUUAAUUUGGAAGGCGUACUGUUCGCGGGCACGCAAUGACCUGGGAAUGAACUUGGAGGUAUCGAACUUUUUGUGAAAAACUGGCAUAGUUUCACGUGUCUUUUUAGAUAACAAGAUCAGGAUUAAAAGCGGAGACGAAACAACAAGGGCUCACCGAGUAUUGGGCCCAUCGAAUCACUUUCAGUGCGGCUCCACAAGAGUACCCGAAGGUAUUCUGUUGGAUCUACAAACAUGAUGGAAAGAGGUUGGAUAAGAAGCACUCAUGAAACUAUCAGUUUACAAUGCCUAUUUCAGGCUGAAACCCGAACUCCGAUGUCAUGCAGUACUGUGCAAGAAGAGCGCCGAGCCUGCGAUUAUCAAUACCAGACUGCAAAACUUUCUCCACGCCGCCCUUCAGGAGUACAAACGAGAGAAGCUCUCUGCUCAGAACGCUCGUCUAACCGGAUCGGCCGGAUGUCCACGUCGCAAGCUCAUUCUUCAAACAGGAACCCUCAAUUUUCGUCCGCCAGUGAGCAGAUCAAAGUCUGCUCCUCGCCUGGGAAGCAUCGACGAGGAACAGGAAGUGAGUGAUAGGCAAUGCUUCUGAUUUCCGUUUGGAAUGUGUAUCAUCUUAACACGAUUAGAAAUGGCUAAAUUUUAAGGAGGAAGAAGAGCCAUUCGCUUCCGACGAUAAUGAGUCAGUGUGUUAUCGGGCGGCUCCGGACGUCGAUUCAAACUCUUCGUUCCCGGUCAGCGACGCCUACAAAUCUGAAGCCGGUCCCAGUAGUUCAUCGACUACUGGCGCUAGUUCGGUGUGUUCUGAUGAUGACAGAGCCACGCUCCGACUGCCAAGGACCGAUCCAGAUAGCCUUUCCGAGGAAAGCGGUUAGUGACUAAUCGAGAACAAAUGGGUCAAACUGGUCGUUUCAGGAUAUCACGAAGAGGGUAAACUGGUGCGUGAAUCGAGUGAAGAGAUCUAUGCCUCGGACAGUGAUCUGGUCAUUCUCGAAGAAGAUUACGAGGACGAGGAAGAAGUUGAGCAAGUCACGUCACUAUAA
Messenger RNA from Caenorhabditis sp. 36 PRJEB53466, 1370 nucleotides. The record is from the annotation of a GenBank genome assembly. Lineage: Eukaryota; Metazoa; Nematoda; Chromadorea; Rhabditida; Rhabditidae.